Molecule: messenger RNA, 842 nt
Organism: Phalaenopsis equestris
Lineage: Eukaryota; Viridiplantae; Streptophyta; Magnoliopsida; Asparagales; Orchidaceae
Exons: 1
Coding region: 92-769 (225 amino acids)
Source: RefSeq, a predicted model, not a curated record
GUUUCUCUACUCGCCGGAGAUAUCAUUCUCGCGCCCUAAAACAGAACACAGUCUCUCUGAACGAGAUAGAUUCCCAACUUGCGAUCGUUCGAUGGAGACGGAGAAGGAAACGGCAAUGUGGAGAUUUCGCAGACUCCUGCAUAUCGGACGGCUUCUCCGCUUCCUCGAGCUCGCAGGAGCUAUUUUCGUACUCUCCUACUCAUAUUCCUACAUUCCGCCGAUCGCUAGGAACUCCAGCGCAGUCCUCCGCGGCGCCGUUGUUGUUCUUAUCAGCCCUACCUUUGUAUUCCUCUUCGGAAACGCCAUUGUUCUCGUCCUCUUCGCCAAAUCUGGCCAAAUCACCUCCACAGCUGAAGCCCCGUCCGCUCUCUCCGACGUGGAUGGAUCUGAUGAAAUAUCCUCUAAUCUGACUUACUCUACGCCGCCUCAUUUGAGGGAGGAUGAGGAGGUCGUGUACGAGGACAAGGAGGUGUGCGUCGAGAUUCGUGUAUGCACGCAGAGCCGGUCGGAGGAGUUUGAGAGGACAAAGGAGGAGCCAAAGAUCCGGGAAUCGAAAACGGAGGUAAGUUGUGACGCUGAAAAGUUCUCGCCUCCGCCGCUGUCGCCGCCUGCGGCUGAAGAUAGAGCUGCUGCGGAGGCAGAGGAGGAUGCGGAGCGGUUUCGACGGACGGUAGAAGAGUUCAUUGCAAAGCAACAGUGGUUUCAGAGGCAGGAGUCGCUGUCCCACAUCUCCUACUCCGCGGGAUUACCCGAACCUGUGGCUGUGUAAAUAUAAAAGUGAUAAAAAUAAUUUGUUUUUUGGAUGAGAUUUCUUUGGACUUUUUCGCACUUUUUUUUUAAAU